AUGCAGGUCUUCAGCGAGCGCAUGGCUUCACGUGGGGGAGGUCCGUUGCCGCUGGCGUACUACAUGCGGCCCGAGGUGACGACGGCGGAUGGGGCCCCACCAGUGGACGUGUUUGUGGCGAAGCUGGGAGGGCGGACAUUUCAUGAGUCGCUUCGCAGCGAUAGUGGGUUCGCAGUCGUUACCGCAUUUCUGCUUGGCGGCGCUGACGUCAACGUGCGGGACACGCAUGGGGCGACGCCGCUGCACACCGCCGUCGCACGGGUUUCCCCCGCAGACGGCGACGGUGGCGAUGCGGAUACGUUGCUCUCCUCCGAAGGCCCCAACAAUUUGAUCGUCGCCUUUCUCCUUGACAACGGCGCCGACGUGAAUGCCCACAACAACACCGGCGAGACGCCGCUUAUGAUUGCCGCGGCCACACAAAAUAUCGCUGCGGUGCGGAUUCUCCUUAUACACGGCGCGGACCCGUCGCUCCAGGACGAUCUGGGAAACACGGUGCUGCAUCACGCCGCUCGCCACCCGCACGUGCUGCAAACGCUGCAGGCGUGGAUUGACGACCUUCCCGCCCGGGCGGCGCAGGAGAACCUCCUCCAUGUGGUGUGCCGACAAGGCGGCGGUGCGGAGUUCGCGGCGCUUUUUCUCAUUGAACAGCUGGGGCUCGACGUGAAUGCACGCGAAGAUAAAACCACCACCGCUCCGCAUGCCGCCAUCGCUGAUGACGAUGUCCGUCAUGCUUCCGGUGAGGUGAGCAACGCUCCUGCGGAUGCCGCCGCCGCGUCACCCUCCAGCAUCACGGUGCGGGAGGGGCUUACCCCGCUGCACUGCGCGGUGCUCGCGGGUGACCCCGUUCUGGUGCGCGUGCUGUUGCAGAAGGGCGCCGAUGCGGAGAGGCCAGAUGCCACUGGACGGACGCCGCUGCAGUUGGCAAAGGAAGGCGCGGCGUUACUUUCAUCGUCGCCCUUCUUUAUUAAACGCCACUGCAGCUCAUUGCGGCUGCAUGGACGCCGCGGUAAGACGGCGAAGCAUAGCGAUCCACAAAGGGUCUGCGCGGUUCUGGAAGGCUAUUGUAACGAGGUCUCCUCUAGGAAGAGAGAGGUGAACUUGCAACGUGAGGCGGCGGCCGAGAUAUCGAUGUGGAGACUCAUUUCGUUGGUUGACGUACUGUCCUUUGGGGCGGCGGCAACGGUGCCGCACUUUGUGUUAGCGCUUUGCGCGUUGCUGCCGUUGCCGUUUUGGCUUCUAGCUGCUGCAGCUGUGCUUAUCCUCAUGUCGUGUGCCGGCUUUAGCGUGCACGACGAGCGCCAGUUGAAUGCGAGGCCGCUGCGCUCGCCAGGGUUCUUUGUGAGCUACACCCUGGCACUGCUGACCUUCAGCUGUCUGAUUGAGGACGCUGUGGCUCCGCAGCACCCCACCGGCCGCCAGGGGCUGCUGCUCUGCGGCGUUGGUGGCGCCGCGUGCGCGCUAGUGGCGAUGUGGAGUAACCCCGGUGUCGUGGAGUCCACCGCGGGGCAGCGGGCGGGAAUCUACAAGACCAUUUUUCACUCCAAAGGGGCUCCACCAGAAGACGUGCGGCAAAGCAUUGAUCUUGUCUGCAUGGUUAAAAAGCCUUUGCGGGCGCACCGUUGCCGCCACCUUGGACGCGUGGUGCUCCGGUACGACCACUACUGUCUGUGGCUGUCAAGCUGCAUUGGCGGGGGCAACCACCGCCCGUACGUCGGUUUCCUCGUCUUUUACACCGCCCUGCUUGGGAUCGAGUGUCACAGCGCCUACUUGUUGUUGUCGGGACGCAUUGACACGGAGGUGGUUUUAACGCACGCACCCUUCAGGCGUUUUGUUGAUGUCUACACUUCAAUUGUCUUGCCCAUUGUUUUUCUCCUCUCCCUGUGGGCGCUGCUGAAGCAGCUAUGGUACAUUAGCCGCGGUGUCACUGUCUACGACGUGCAACACCCGUCAUGCAGCCCCUGGUGCUUUCAGCUGGGGUCACGCACGUACUCCCUCUUUGAUGCCGGGCCUGCAAAAAACAUGUACCGAUUUUUCCUGAGACGUGAAAACCUUCUGGCAGUCACGCACCGGAUGCCGGUGAUGAGUGCACGACUGCAGCAUGUGGCAAAAACAUAUCAGGCGCAUCAGUUUAACUCGUGCCAGGGGGGGCAGUGCAACCAACACACGCACAGGGGUGGCGGCCACUCACAUGCCGGUGCAGCGUGUCAACAGCAGCAGCAACAGCAGCAAUGGAACAUGCCCGCAAACACGGUGCCGGGUAACGUGGACGGGGGGUUUGGAUCGCUUGUGACAACUUCCGUUGUUGGUUCUGCACCUUCCACACCGGCGCCCGCGCUCGCGGCGGAGGCAGUUGCUGAUGCAUCUACUCCUCGCGCCAUUGUGGUGGAUGCCCCUACUGCCGCUGCCACAACGCCUCUGGCCUUUGAUGCCGCCGUGGGUCGCCUCUUUCAGCUGAUGGUGCAGCAAGACGGUGCGGAUGUAACGGCGGUCGCAGCUGCGGGUGAACUGCGGCUUGGCGUGCUGCCCGAGGAGUGGCCGGAUGUAGUAAAUAAGGCCCAGUCCAUGUUUAGCUUCUUUAAGCGCACCAUGAAUAUGGGUAAGUAG
Trypanosoma rangeli is the source of this 2604-nucleotide messenger RNA. Its product is annotated as putative huntingtin interacting protein (HIP). Gene Ontology annotation, cellular component: Golgi membrane. The transcript has a single exon. Gene Ontology annotation, molecular function: palmitoyltransferase activity; protein binding. Gene Ontology annotation, biological process: protein palmitoylation. The coding region runs from base 1 to 2604 and encodes 867 amino acids. The record is from RefSeq and is a predicted model, not a curated record. Lineage: Eukaryota; Euglenozoa; Kinetoplastea; Trypanosomatida; Trypanosomatidae.